AUGUUCUUACCUCAGGUAAUUAAAUCGGCACGUGUAAUGAAGAAGGCAGUGGCUCACUUGAUACCUUUUAUGGAUAAGGAACGGGAGGAGAACCUCAGGAAAAAUAAUAUUUGUGACGAUGACCCGAAUAGCGCAUAUCAAGGGACAAUGGUGAUCGCAACGGUGAAGGGGGAUGUGCACGAUAUCGGUAAGAAUAUCGUAUCGGUGGUGCUGGGAUGCAAUAAUUUCAGAGUGAUAGACCUCGGGGUGAUGACUCCGUGCGAGAAGAUUAUUCAGACAGCGAUCGAGAAUAGGGCU
Messenger RNA from Anisakis simplex (herring worm), 297 nucleotides. Lineage: Eukaryota; Metazoa; Nematoda; Chromadorea; Rhabditida; Anisakidae. The record is from the annotation of a GenBank genome assembly.